CAUCUCUCUCUCUGCAUGAGAGAGGUGGCUGGUCAACAAAGCCAAAGAGGAGCAAAAAGAAUGCAGAGGAGGUGUACUGGCAUAUCUUUUUAGUUUCUUCUUCGGUUCGGCAACUCCUGUUUGCAUUUGAGUCAGAAUUUGAUCAUUUAGUUGUUGAUAAAUAUUGAUAUUUUCAGUUCUGUAAAUUAGGGUCGCAAAUGUCUCCACAUGGAGCGCCUACUGAAAGAGAGGAAUGAGGAACAGGAGAGGGAGCAGUAGUUGAAGAAGGUGGUGGAGGAGGAGAUUCAGGAGUGGCUGCAGAUGAAGAGCCCCCUUCUUCACCCAGUUAUUAACACAAUCCCAGAGAGGAACCGUGCAGUUUGUGUGCUUUCUAAUGCGUACAGUAUCUGGGCACCUAAAGGUGGGAGUCAUUUUUGUGUUAUUGUUUGCCAUCUCCAGGAGAAACAGCUGAAGGAGAGCAAGGAGCAGAAGGAGAUGCAGAGGGAGAUCGAAAAGAAAGCAGAGAAGUACAGAGAGUGGUGACAGAGGAAGAACCUGGAGAAAAUACAGAGAAUUAGGAGGCAGCCAGUAGAGGGAGCGCAGACAGAGAGCAGAGGGGAAGUUUAAGAAAUGGCUUUGUGCUCAGGACAAGAGUCGACCCAGUCCCAAGGCACCCGGCUGCCCACGAGGAGCAGCUAUAGUGAUUCCCUCUGCUGAAGGAUGUGCACCUACAGUAGUCAGCCUUAUCCUGGACCUUGCCUAGAAAACUACAAUUCCCAAGAUGCAGCGGUGCAGGUGGCCAGGCAACUGAAAUUUGCACCUGCCAGGAAUGGUAGGGGGGUACCUUAGUAGUCUGUGAACCAAUGAGAGUGGGGAGAACAACAGAGUAGAGAGAGGGAUAUGGUAGGAGAGGCAUAAGUACACUAACUUCACAGGGAAGCAGUUGGAUGAAUGAGCACAAAGAAUGUGAGUGAUUUGAAUGUAUACAACCUAUCCUAAAUGUAAAUAAAAAGUUCCAGCACAUUGAGGAAUAACAUGUUAUAUGUGAUGUUGUUUCUACUGUGACGGAAUCUGUUGGAGGUCAACAUUUUAUUUAGUGUGUAAUGAACUCUGAACCUGAGGAAAUACCUGAAGCGGUGCCGAGUAGAGAACACUUGUAGAGGAUAUAGACUACUGAAGCCUUAUCUUCAAUACUUCUUCAGCAAUGUAUUUUCUGUGUAACUACCAUGUUUUGUUUUGUUUAUUCAGUUCCCCAAGACUGAAUAAGUAAAAAGGGCACAGUUCCAAGUAUGAAAUAUUCAUGUACUUCUUUAGCUCCUCUUGAGGAAGAGUUCUCCCCAUGUUUCUGAGUAGGAUGUGACCAAUCUCUGUCAACAGUUUCAACUGUUAUUGAUGCAUCUAACAACAUACAGAGUAGAGAACCAGUUCUGUCACUGCUGCAGGGCAUCUCAGCCUGGCCCUAGUUUAGUGGUGUCUGACUGGCCCUGUGGUGAUCCCUUACCAUGCAGUCCUCUGUGCCAGAGCAGGGCAUCUCAGCCUGGCCCUAGUUUAGUGGUGUCUGACUGGCCCUGUGGUGAUCCCUUACCAUGCAGUCCUCUGUGCCAGAGCAGGACGACUCCUUUGACUUCCUUUUUAAGAUUGUCCUGGUGGGAGACUCAGACGUGGGGAAGACCUGUGUGGUCCAGAGAUUUAAGUCUGGUGUCUUCAUGGAGAAACAGCAGAACACUAUCGGGGUGGAUUUCACUGUCAGAACCAUGCUCAUCAAUGGCAGGAAUGUCAAGCUGCAGGUGUGGGACACAGCUGGACAGGAACGUUUCCGCUCAAUCACCCAGAGUUAUUACCGCAGCGCCCACGGCGCCAUAGUGGCCUACGAUAUCACACGCCGGCCAACCUUUGACUCUUUGACACACUGGAUCCAGGAAGUGGAACAAGACGGGGCUGCAAGCAUUGUGCUCAUCCUCAUUGGGAACAAGUCAGACCGGCAGGCGGAGAGACAGGUGCUGUUUGAGGAUGCCUGUACCCUGGCUGAGGGGCGGGGUGCACUGGCCGCCCUGGAGACCUCUGCGAAGGAGGCCCAGAAUGUGGAGGCAGCCUUCAUGCUCAUGGCCCGGGAGCUGAUGGUGAGGAACGGCCUCGCGCUCACAGACCAACCCUCAAAGGCCUCCCCACACUUCUUCCCAAACUCCCAUCCAAUCCAUGGCGCGGAUCCUACAAACAGGGAGUCAUGUUGUUGAGAGAAUUGACAGGAAGCGUGGGAGAGGGUUUGUGGUGCUGAUAACUUGGAAUCAACAUCGCCUACAGUCCCUUGACACUUGCCCUUGUAGAUGUAAAGCCACAAAGCCCACUCAUUUUUGACUACUUACUUCUACAGGUACUGUCAAGAAGUAUGCUUCGGGAUAGGGGAUGAGUGUACUAUAUUGUGUGGAGGUGAUGAGUACUCUACUGAUAAUGGCGACUGUCACUGACUUUUCCAGUAGUUUAAACAUGGCUGCCAGUAGUCAAACACUUGUUACCAGUACUUAAUGUUAAGUAUCCCUUGCCACCUGUGUCUUAUUGUAUAUGGGGGGGAAUUAUGUAUUCACCUUAUGUUGGAUUUGUAAUAAUUAUUUACAUAAACAGUGAGAUAUUUUUAUCCUGCUAAUGCUGAGUGUUAUGGUGUCCACUCUAGCUUCCCGGAGAUAAAGCCUACAGCUGGCCUUCCAGGGACAGGAUGUGGGGAGGUUGUAACUGUUAGUAAAAUAAAGGCCUCAAUGGUUCUUAAACAUCCUGGCCCGGGAAAUUAGGCCAGGGUCGGGGGUUAACAUAACGCCAGCAGAAAAUAAAGACAGGAUGAGCCCAAAGUGGCUCAUGGUGCCCCCCCCCCCAAUCUAUAUGGGAGGGGUGGAACCAAGCAUUCUGGGUAUUAGCUAUAUGAACUGCAUUGUCUGUAUGAUUCAGACUCUUGGCCUAACAGUCUCAUUAUUGCAAUAAUGAAUCAAUAUUAAAUAAAGAUGAUUGUUUGAAGAAAUUA
Molecule: messenger RNA, 2989 nt
Organism: Oncorhynchus kisutch (coho salmon)
Lineage: Eukaryota; Metazoa; Chordata; Actinopteri; Salmoniformes; Salmonidae
Gene: rab19
Product: RAB19, member RAS oncogene family
Exons: 6
Coding region: 1566-2213 (215 amino acids)
Molecular function (GO): GTP binding; GTPase activity
Source: RefSeq, a predicted model, not a curated record